Macrosteles quadrilineatus (aster leafhopper) is the source of this 2995-nucleotide messenger RNA. RefSeq names its product double-stranded RNA-binding protein Staufen homolog 2-like. Lineage: Eukaryota; Metazoa; Arthropoda; Insecta; Hemiptera; Cicadellidae. The coding region runs from base 309 to 2306 and encodes 665 amino acids. The transcript has 15 exons. The record is from RefSeq and is a predicted model, not a curated record.
GAAUAUCUGCAUUAUAGAUUGGAGCGGCAGUAAAAUCGGGAGGUUUGCAUGCAUUAAAUGAUUAAUGAUCAUCAAGGAACCGGUCCCGUACACCCUCCCUACCGAUUUAAGUAGGACUCUUGUGCUCGAGUAGAAAUGUAUAUUUACCUUAUGAAUCAUUUUAUUAUUCUGUAACUCUCACUGUUCUGAAUUUUCCAGUGCCCUGUGACCAUACGAGCCGGAUUUAUUGAAGUGGAAUGUUCAACUAAGAUGAGAGAUUCAAUCUUGCAAAGAUUUCUUAGGAGUUUUGAACUUUAAAUAGCUUCAUAAUGACUUCUGGCCAAGCCUCGAUGGAGGGAGCAAACAUGCCUGUAUCAGAAGCUGAGCUCCCUUCCUCCACAACACAAACCAUGACACAAAAAUCAGAGGAGAACGAGAACUCUGAACUCGCCAACUUGAUGAAGGAGAAAACCCCGAUGUGUCUGGUAAAUGAGUUGGCUCGCUACAACAAGAUCCAGCACCAGUACAGACUGACCAGUGAGCAAGGUCCAGCGCACAAGAAGCUCUUCACAGUCACCCUCAAGCUGGGGGAGGAGGAGUACUCGGCAGAGGGGGCGAGUAUCAAGAAGGCACAACACCUGGCAGCAAGCGACGCCCUCAAGGCCACCGGCUACAAGCACCCUCCACCCAAGGCGUCUCGCAACAACAGGCUCGGUAAAAACAACAUUACUCCGACGGUGGAGUUGAACGCACUCGCCAUGAAGCGAGGAGAGCCGACAAUCUACACGUUUGUAGAGCUGCCUACCUUCUGUUAUCCCACACACAACAACUACGCCUACCAUAGAGGGGUAUACACUCAGAGAUACAAGCCUCCAUCGCUGUACAAAGUGACAGUGAAGGUGGGGGACAGAGAGUUCAGUGGUGAAGGCUUGACAGCGCAAGCGGCACGACACGACGCUGCGGCCAAGGCGCUUGAAGUAUUGCGUAACCUGCCACUUGAACCUUCAAUGGUCGACAACUGUGCAAAUGGAGAUCUGAACGCGGUUAACAUGGAAGCAGAUUCUUCGUCAGAACUCAAAUCACCGAUCUCGCUCGUCCAUGAGCUGGCACUCAAGCGUAACUUGACUGUUAUCUUUGACGUGAUCAGUGAAAAAGGCCCUCCUCACAUGAGAACGUUUGUGACGAGGUGUUGUGUUGGCGAAAACUUUGAAACCUUGGGUGAAGGCAAUGGGAAAAAAAUAUCUAAAAAGCGAGCGGCAGAGAAGAUGCUGGAGCAGUUGAAGCUGCUUCCCCCCACCACCACUGUCACUGCAGCCAACUGUACAGGAUCCAUACGUAUCAAGCGGAAACCCAACCCUGCCAAGAAGAAAUCUCGGAAUCUCAUCAAAGUCACCAAUUCUAAUUCUAAUAAGGAAAAUAACUCAGAAAAUGCAGAUACGGUUGAUGAAAUUAACCCAAUCUCUAGGCUAAUGCAAAUUCAACAAGCGAAAAAAGAAAAGGAACCUGUCUAUACGCUCAUGGAAGAAAGAGGGCAAACAAGGCGAAGGGAAUUCUUCAUGGAAGUCACUGUAGGAGAACAUUCUUUCGUUGGGUCGGGGCCAAACAAAAAAAUAGCCAAGAGGAAUGCGGCCGAAGGGUUAUUACAAAAAUUAGGCUACUCCAGUUAUGCUCCGGGCAAGCAAAGACUAACGUCAGCAGACCUGAGUAGAAAGGCGUUUGUUGACACAGACAACCAAAUGAAGGUGUCUGUGGGCGGGUCGAGUGGUCGUCAGCUGGUGCCCGGACUACUGCUUAUGUCUGACAACCAUGUGACAACCAGCAACAACAACUCUGGCUACCCACCCCAGCACAGGGUGCCGCCAAAAGGUCAUGCAGUGAACCUGCAGGCGACGGCGGCGAUGGCGAAGGAGUACCUCAACGGGACUGGUCCCAUGGCUGACGGAGGCUGUGUAGACGGUCCCGCAGUCACCUCCCCCACCUCUGCCCCAGCUGUUCGGCCAAAGGACCAACUACUCUAUCUAGCACAACUGCUUGGUUUCCGGGUUCAAUUCUCUGAUUUUCCCAAGGGAAACCACAGCGAGUUCCUUAGUUUAGUUUCAUUAUCGACUGAUCCACCUCAAGUUUGCCACGGGUCUGGCCUUACGACGGAGCUGUCUCAUGACCAGGCUGCACUAACAGCGUUACGAGCUCUCUCAGAGAUGGGCCUCGACUCAGUCACUCCCAUGAAGAAGGAACCUCCUACCAAUCCCAGCGAUGGGAUGUAUUCCAGCAAAGGCAACCCAGUGAUCAAAACCAACUAUGUUAACGGGGGUCACCCUAAUAAGUAAAGAAUGAUCUUUGUAGAAACACGUGUAAUUAUUAUGAUAAGUUAGUCUACUUUGUAUAAUGUUCGGAUCAGUAGGAUCAUAAUGUUGAUCAUGUUGCACUAAUGUGUAUCAAGUGUUAUUUGCCCUAGUUGAAGUUAUUGUCUAUUUAUACGACCGUCUACUUCUGUAAGCAAUAAGAAUUUACCUGUCCACUGUCAGGUGUAUACAUUUUAUUUAUGGCUUUUAAAGUUUUAACGUAUACAUAAUAUAUUAUACUGCGCAAGCUCCCCAUAGAUCAUUAUUUAUUUUCUGUUGUACAUUUCUGUAUUAGUUAAGUUGAAUCGAGUUUUAUUUGAGACGUAUUUUAUAUUUUUUAUAAAAAACAUAUAUAUUUUAUUUGUGAAAUUCCACUCUGUAGAUAUUUAUAUUGUUGUGGCAGGUAUAGUUCUUUACCCUUGUUAUCCUCUUAGUAAAAGGUCACUAAAGUGGGUUGCAUGUUUAAUAAAAUCUUAGAAUAUCGUGUAAUAUUAUUCUAGAUUUUAUUGCCAGCUUGUAGUAAGUCAGCAUAUUCUGCAUUAUUCAGUUAAUAUUCAUCGUUGUUGUUCAAUGUCAAAGAGUGUUGAAUGGUUUCGGUGCAAGCUACUUUACAGAAGCCUUUUUCUAAACUAUAUUCAUGUAAUAUUAUGAAUAAAUUCAUUAUAUGUGCUGUA